GUAAAAAUGGCUGAAGUUGAUUUCGGGGAUAGUGAGCUCUUUCAGCAGCUUGAUGACUCCGCGCCGCCGGUACCGACGCACAUUCGCUUCACAGAUGAUGAAGAAAACCAGGAGGAGACGAGCCAGCUUCGGAGCAGGCUGGAGGAGUGUGAUGACUACAUUCAAAGACUCACUGAGGAGAAUAAAUGUUUAAGAAGGAAACUGAACAUCCUGACACGGCCGAGCGGCAUCACAAUUAAAGAUGUCAGCAUCGACGGGCCACUCCUGCAAAUCCUUUACACAAACAACGGUAUUUCAAAGCAGUGUCGCCAAGAAAUUGAAGAUUGCAUCUGCAGUGUGAUUCUGAAGCACCAGAAAACAGGCCAUGAUAAGAAAAAAUCCUCCUCUCUCAUGAAACCUCAGAAUUCAGCUUUUGUUCUGGAUGAAGAUCCGCUGAAGUCAUCUUCCAGUAGUGUAAAAACAGCAACAGAAGCCUUUAAAGUGGUCGGAAGUGUCUUAUAUUUCACUGCUUUCAGUGUUGAUAAAAUUGGACAGCCUCUGGUCAGUGAAAACCCCCAGAUGACAGAUGGAUGGGACAUUCCAACCUAUCACCAGGUUUUCAACCAAGUUGUCGGAACAGAUGGACAAGAAAUCGAAAUGAAAGACAAAAGACCCAAGUCCAUGUGUUUCAACUGCGGUUCCAGCAGUCAUCAACUAAGAGACUGUCCAAAGCCUAAAGACAUGGCUGCAAUUAAUGAGAGAAGAAAGGAGUUCAAUCAAAACCACAACCAGGCCAUGCAGAGUAACCAACGAUACCAUGCUGAUGAAGUGGAGGAGCGGUUUGCCAAAUACAAGCCUGGAGUAAUGAGUGAGGAGCUGUUGACAGCACUGGGAAUUGAUGGCAGCACCCUCCCUCCUCUGAUUUAUCGCAUGAGGCAGCUAGGCUACCCACCAGGUUGGCUCAAAGAGGCAGAGAUGGAAAACUCUGGCUUAACACUGUAUGAUGGAAAUGCUUCAAAUAAUGGCAAUAUAUCAGACAACAGAAACAUCUCUUAUGAUGUUUCCAAACUGGUAGAUUUCCCAGGGUUCAAUGUACCUACACCAGAAAAAGUGAAAGAUGAGUUCCUGCAGUAUGGUUCGAUUCCAAUGCAGAGCAGCCACAUGAAGCAAAACUAUGCAGCCUACCUGUCCAACAACUUUCCUAUGCCUGGUGCCACCAGCAACAAGAGGCGCCAUGAACCUGACUCAUCUCCACAGCUAAGGAAAAAGAAUCGGCCCAGUCCUGAUCACAACUCAGACAGGAGCUCAGAUAUGGACAUUGAAUCAGAUCCAGGCACACCUUAUCAUAAUCGUGGACCAGGUGACUUUCAGUUCCAACCACCACUGCCCCCUGGCUCUCCCUGCUUCAGUUCGCCUCCUCCUUUACCCCAGGGCACUCCUCCUGCUACACCCACUCGCCCACCUCUCCCUAAAGGUACACCUCCUCCCACACCCACCAACGGCUCUCCUGCUCUGCAAGGGCAGAGCUGGAUAGUAGUUGAUCAGACUGUGGAGGAAGCAGAGGAUGACCUGACGCUGGAGGAACUGGAGGAGCAGCAGAGGCUGAUUUGGGCAGCUCUAGAAAAUGCUGACACUGCCACAAAUAGUGACUGUGAGACACCUGCAAUUGGAACACCUGUACCCAGUUCACCCAGUGUGUCCACGCCGGCACAUAUUGAGACAGAAACGGAAGAGGCUGAGGAGGCAAUGGACACAAUGAGACCUGCAGAAACUUGCCAUAGCAGUAAAAAUCAAAGGGAACCAGAAGUUCAAGAGAUUUGCCUUGAGAGCCCUGGACCGAUCAAAGUUGAAAAAGACAGCCCUCAGAGUCCUGAACCAGUGAAAUCCCAAGACGAUAGCCCUCAGAGUCCCGGUCCAGUCAAAUGCCAUGAUGACAGCCCCCAGAGUCCUGAUCCAGUCAAAUCCCGGGAAGACAACCCGCAGAGCCCUGAUCCAGUCAAAUCCCAGGAAGACAACCCGCAGAGCCCUGAUCCAGAUUUCUCUAGUGGGGGUACUGGAGAUUGUGCUUCUCCUAAGCAUGUUGACAAGAUAAUAGCUGUUCCUCAUCGGAGCAAGUUUGCAGCUGGCAUUGUUCCAUUUGAAGAUACACCAGAAUUCACUGAAGUUGCUGAAGCCACAGGGACAUACCUUAGGAUCAGAGACUUACUUAAAAGUUCCCCUCGAAAUUUGGCAAAGAAAAAAUAAUACUAAUGUCUUGUUCUGAAAAACACAAGGGUUCGUGGAUAUUUUUUAAGGAAAAACUUCAAUUUUCAUUUUCAUCUCCAUCCUAUCAAGCUUUUUUUAUAGCUGUUUUUUUUUUUUUUUUUAACCAAAUUGAAUGUCUAUGCUGUAUAUACAUUUGAUCUGUAAGCAUACAGUAAGGGGGGGGCAGUUGGGGAUGAUGCAACAGUGAUGGUUCGAAGGUUUGGAGUAAAAAGUCUCUGAUUUUUUGGAGUAGUUGUGUUACUUGGCCUGUUGGUUUUUAUUGUAAAAUUUGUAAAAUAGCCAUUUCCUGAUCUGUCUUAAUUAUCAUAUCCUGUUGUUUAAAUGGCUUUUUCUAUUUUUGUCCUCCGUGAAUUGCUCUAAAAUCAUUAAGUAAACCUGCUGGAAUCUGCUUCAGUGCUUUAUUUCAUCUGGUGACCUUACCUAGAUGUGGGUUUGAUUUCAUUUUGCUUUAUGUUGGUUAUGUUGGUUGUUCAAAUCUAUUUAUUCGAUUUAAAACAACUUUAAAGGGGCAAUAUGAUGUUGUUAUUGUUUAUACUUGUUUUAAAUUUAACUUUCUUUUAAGUCAAGAGAAUUUCCCAAUAUAAUGAAUGUCAGUUGUGUUUCUUAUGAUUGCUCAGUCCAUCUUUCAAACUAUUAAUACAUACAGUGCACUCCAACACGCCCAUGCAUAUAGAAUACUUUCCAUUAGAUUUGUAAAUGACUUGCACAUACCUACAUACAUAUUUAUGCCAAUAUACAUGCACACACAAGCACAUAUGUCUGGGUGUGCUGAAUCUCCAGAGAAUGACAAUGACUUAGCUUUAUGCAAAUUCCUGUGAAAAUGACUAUCUACACUCAUGCCUUUUGUUAUAAUGCUUAUCUUGCUGUAUGUUUACGUUAGGUCCAUCUAAAAAAGAAAUCUGACCUAUCUUGGAAUUCAGAUAUGUUUUUCCCCAUUGUUUUGCUGAAUUCUGACUUCCAGUUGUUUUUCAGAAUUUAGAUCUGAUUUUAAAAUACUGGCAUUACAUUCUUAACUUUAAAUCCCUUCUUAAAAUUCUGAGCUUAAUCAAGCAUGUUUUACACAAAUCCCAAACUCAAAUGUGAAUUGGGUCUUAUUUUUAAUUACAGACAGCAUAUAUUUUCCUUUAGAAAAAGAUUUUAUGC
This is a messenger RNA of Toxotes jaculatrix (banded archerfish), 3387 nucleotides long. It is a transcript of the gene zcchc8, whose product is annotated as zinc finger, CCHC domain containing 8. The coding region runs from base 7 to 2223 and encodes 738 amino acids. Gene Ontology annotation, molecular function: RNA binding; zinc ion binding. Gene Ontology annotation, cellular component: catalytic step 2 spliceosome. The transcript has 14 exons. The record is from RefSeq and is a predicted model, not a curated record. Lineage: Eukaryota; Metazoa; Chordata; Actinopteri; Toxotidae.